Trachymyrmex cornetzi is the source of this 798-nucleotide messenger RNA. Its product is annotated as odorant receptor 13a-like. Lineage: Eukaryota; Metazoa; Arthropoda; Insecta; Hymenoptera; Formicidae. The record is from RefSeq and is a predicted model, not a curated record. The transcript has 6 exons. Gene Ontology annotation, cellular component: plasma membrane. Bases 1 to 798 code for a protein of 265 amino acids. Gene Ontology annotation, biological process: sensory perception of smell; detection of chemical stimulus involved in sensory perception of smell. Gene Ontology annotation, molecular function: odorant binding; olfactory receptor activity.
AUGCAUAUGACGGGGUGUCUUUUCGUACUUAAACCAAUCAUGCUGACUCUGAUGGCGAAUGAUAUCUUCAAUGUGACAAAAUCUUCUGUGCCGAGAUUACCAUUUCGCGUUGAAUACGGCGAGAAAUUUAAUCAAUAUAUAUAUCCGAUAGCACUGCAUAGUUAUAUUGCCGUGUUCGCUCACACGUUCGCCACAAUCGCGGUUGAUGGCUUGUAUUAUAGUUUAAUUCAGCAUGCUUGUGCAAUGUUCUCAAUUAUUGGAAACACACUGGAGAACAUUGGCAAAGAUAACGAGGAUAUUUUUUACGCAAAACGAACUAAGAUACAGGACAAUAAUUACAGUAAAACUUUACAUUGUUUACGUAGACAUCCUCUCAUAAUAGAAUUUGCUGAACAUAUCGAAUCGUUAUUUACGAAAAUAUUUCUAAUUAAUCUUAACUUAAAUAUGAUCAUUGGAAGUUUAACUGGUAUACAAGUGUUAAUGAAUUUAGAUAAAAGCGCAAGAGACAUCGCUGGGCCAAUAACUAUGUAUAUUGCACAAUUCCUUCAUUUGUUUCUCCAUUUUUGGCAAGCUCAAUUUUUACUUGAUUACAGCAUCCUUCCAUAUAAAUCUAUCUGCAGGGCGAAUUGGUAUUAUGCUUCGCACAGAUGUCGAAAACUUCUUCUUCUAAUUAUGAAUAGAACGACGUCACCAUGCAAAAUCACCGCCGGAAAAAUAGUGAUUUUAUCUAUUGAAAGCUUCGCUACGGUUGUAAAAACGUCUCUAUCUUAUCUCACUAUGUUUCGUUCUCUCCAGUGA